Messenger RNA from Cylindrotheca closterium, 1083 nucleotides. The record is from the annotation of a GenBank genome assembly. Lineage: Eukaryota; Bacillariophyta; Bacillariophyceae; Bacillariales; Bacillariaceae.
AUGAAAUGGAGCACAGGAUUCACAAAGACGUUCUCCUGUAGGCUCCCAAUUAUGGGUGCUCCGAUGCUUGGUCCCUCAGGAGGUCAAUUGGCGGCUGAAACUUGCCGUGCUGGUGGAUUGGGAUUCCUUGCUGCUGGCCACCUGAAUAGCAAAGAGGCCUUGCACAGUUUAGAACGAGAAAUCGAAAUAUUCAAGGAGGCGUCAAACAACGAGGAGUUUCCUUUGUGCAUUGGAUUCAUUGGCCACAGCACCUUUGCUACCGAACAGGGAUGGUCUUUGUUUGAAAAUGUUUUAGAAGAUUAUAAUCCAAGUGUGAUCCAAGUAUUCGCUCCAGCUAUUAGUUAUAUGAAGAACAAUGGUACCAAGACAAGUGUUGUGCAGCUGGCACAUUCCUAUGGAUGCAAGGUUAUCGCACAAGUGGGUUGUGAAAGUGAUGGUGCCCGGGCUCUUAAAGAAGGCGUGGACUGUGUAAUUGCACAAGGGACAGAGGCAGGUGGACAUGGCGUCCGACGAGAACAUGGCUGUGGAACCUUGUCUCUGACCUCUCGAUUGGUAAAGCUUUCGAAAGGGAAAAUUCCCGUGUUGGCCGCGGGUGGGAUCGUCGAUGGUAGCGGAUUAAUAGCUGCACUUGCUCUAGGAGCUGACGGGGUAGUUUUGGGAACACGCUUAUGGGCUUCUAAUGAGGCAAAAGGACCAUCAGCCUACAAAGAUGCCAUGGUAGCUGCAACGAGCGCAGAUCAGGUUGUUCGAACUGAAGCAUUUGAUGUCAUCUGGAACUCUUACCGAGGGACAAAGUGGCCGGCACCCUUCGAUUCCUCUGGAGUAUUGAGAAAUAAGUUUACAGACGCUUGGGAUGAGAAAAUACCCGAUUUGAGAAAAGAGUUGGAGAGUGGAGAAGAGUCCAAUAUCGUCAAGGAGUUCAAGGAAUGUAGUGCCGCCCAAGACACAGAUUUCAGCUGUGUAUUCAGUGGCAAAGGUGUUGCUUCAAUAGAUUCCAUUGAACCUGCAUUUGAUAUCAUCACAAAUAUUGAGAAGGAGGCGAUAAAGAGCCUUCAACGAGUGAAUGUAGUAGCACAAGAAUAA